Hypanus sabinus (Atlantic stingray) is the source of this 4955-nucleotide messenger RNA. Its product is annotated as protein 4.1-like. The coding region runs from base 183 to 3338 and encodes 1051 amino acids. The record is from RefSeq and is a predicted model, not a curated record. The transcript has 25 exons. Gene Ontology annotation, biological process: cortical actin cytoskeleton organization. Gene Ontology annotation, molecular function: actin binding; structural molecule activity. NCBI's taxonomy places the organism in Eukaryota, Metazoa, Chordata, Chondrichthyes, Myliobatiformes, Dasyatidae. Gene Ontology annotation, cellular component: cytoskeleton; plasma membrane.
GGCGGGGACCAUUCCGUCAGCGGGGUUGGUUGCGAAGAGGCUCCUCGGGCCGGGAGAGCACCAGCGGGGCUGGGAAAAAAAUAAAUCAACGGAGCAUCGGGCGACUUGAGGUGAAAUUCACAGAAGAUUAGGCAGCCAAUAAAUUAUUCUGGAAUACCGGCAGACUUUAAAAUAUUGUGACAAUGCUCAUCAUGACAACAGAAAUUAACCUAAGUGCUGCCACAGGAAAUCCCCAUCCACCGCAGCCAAAUUCUGAACAGCAAGAGCCUCCCAAGUUUGACACAGCAGGAAGUCAGCCAAAGGAGAACCGGCUGUCAGUAGAAGUUGUGGACAAACAAACCGGUGGAGACCAGAGCACACCAACAGCACCCGUCAACGGUGUUCCAGCCAAUAAAGAGGAGGCUGAAAAGGAGCAGUCUUCCAACAGCAAAGGAUUGUCACGCUUCUUGCCUGGCUGGUUUAAAAGACCCAAGUCUCAGAUUUCAGAAGGAGAAGGUGACAAGGAGGCUGGUGUAGCUUCAGCAGCUGGCAACGCAACACCAGGGCAGCAGCUGGAUUCAGUAGAACAAGUCGAAGGAAGUGAAGUAGUCGAGCAAGGGGCACCUAUCGCAGAUCAGGAGCUGGAUGAUAAUAUUGACGAAGAAGCAACCUUAGAUUUGCAUUCUAUUAGCAGUGCUGAAACUCAGCCAGCACAAGAAGAAAAGGAAGAACUUGGUCCAGAAACGGCUCUUGAUGUUAAGGAUGAAGUAAAGAUAGAUGACCCUGAGGAGAAGGGUGAAAGUACAGAACUGAAAACCAAUAAGGAUUUGAAGUCACCACCUAAGGUUGCUAAAAAACCCAAAACCAUGCAGUGUAAGGUGACUCUUUUGGAUGAAACUGAAUUUCAAUGUGAUGUUGAGGAUGGGACGGGAACCUGCCUCCAGAGACAUUCCAAGGGGCAUGAACUCUUCACUAAAGUGUGUCAACAUCUUAAUCUUCUGGAGAAGGACUAUUUUGGACUGGCCUUUUGGGAUUCAACAAGUCAAAGAAGUUGGCUGGAUCUCACUAAAGAGAUUAAGAAGCAAAUGCAGGGCAGUCCAUGGGAUUUUACUUUCAAUGUGAAGUUUUACCCUCCUGACCCUGCACAGUUGACCGAAGAUAUAACCAGAUAUUACUUGUGCCUUCAGUUGCGUCAGGACAUAAUUACUGGAUGUUUGCCUUGUUCAUUUGUUACUCUUGCCCUUUUGGGAUCAUAUACAGUUCAGUCAGAGCUGGGUGAAUAUGAUCCAGAGCUACAUGGAACAAAUUACGUCAGUGAGUUCAAGUUGGCUCCAAAUCAAACAAAAGAACUGGAAGAGAAAAUUAUGGAGCUUCAUAAGACCCACAGGGCUAUGACCCCAGCUCAAGCUGAUCUGCAGUUUUUGGAGAAUGCUAAAAAGCUCUCAAUGUAUGGUGUAGAUUUUCACCCAGCAAAGGACUUGGAAGGAGUAGACAUCAUGCUUGGGGUAUCUUCAGGUGGCCUCCUUGUGUACAAAGACAGACUCCGAAUAAAUCGCUUUGCCUGGCCUAAAGUUCUGAAGAUUUCAUACAAACGCAGCAGUUUCUUCAUUAAAAUUCGUCCAGGAGAGGAUCAGUGUGAAAGUACUAUUGGGUUUAAGCUGUCCAAUUACCGUGCUGCCAAAAAAUUGUGGAAAGUAUGUGUGGAAAAUCAUACCUUUUUCAGGCUAACGACUCCAGAAUCCUCGGCAAAAGCCAAGUUCCUGUCUCUAGGUUCCAAAUUUCGUUACAGCGGACGUACGCAGGCUCAGACAAGGGAAGCAAGCGCCCUGAUUGACAGACCAGCACCCCAGUUUGAGCGCACUGCAAGCAAGCGGGCAUCGAGGAGUCUUGAUGGAGCUAAGCGUAAAUUUCCAAAAACUUCCAUUGAAUUACCAGUGGAUGAGGAUCCUGAGCUCAGACGUGUUGAAGCACCCAGACAGCAGCCAGCUGCAGUCGCAGUGACUCCUGACAGAAGUCCAAGGCCAAUUACCACUUCUGCACCAACAGUAUCUCAAAGUCAUUCAGUUGAAGUCAGUAGUCCACCCACAGCUGAGACAGCGAGAGUGACUGAAUCAAAUGCAGUUGAAAAAGUGAGGGAUGAAAUCAAACAUGAAGAACGAUUGGUUGACGAAAGAUUGGAACCAGCUGAAGAAGUUAAGGCCCUUCCGCAGCAAACUGAAAACUCUUCAGUUCCUGCUACAGUAAAUGAUCAAUUACAGCAAAAACCUGAUGGAGAAGAAGUUGUCAAAAUGCGUAAGAAGAGAUCAAAGAAAAUUGAGGGUGAAAACAUUUAUGUCAGGCAUAGCAAUUUAAUGUUGGAGGAUCUAGACAAAACCCAGGAUGAAAUAAUGAAACAUCAUGCUAGUAUCAGUGAACUGAAGAGGAACUUUAUGGAGUCUGUACCCGAACCACGCCCCAGUGAAUGGGAUAAACGGCUUUCGGCACAUUCGCCUUUUAGGACCUUGAAUGUCAAUGGGCAGGUUCCAGCUGGUGCAGAAGAAAAUGUGGAUGACGGUGUGAUAUCAGAACUGGAAGAGAGGUGUGAAUGUGUAAAGAUUGAUUACAAGGCAGAAAUAGAGGGACUGAAGCUUAAAAGUGGCUUCAGCUUGAAUCAGGUGGCCGGCCUUUCAGAGUCUCGACAAAGGGGUGACCCUGUUCCUUCCUCUGUGAGUAGCAAGGAGGAAGACUUGUACCUCCCUCAGAACAAGGAGCUGCAGGGGCAGAACAGGUCUGAUACAGGCCUGGAUGUGCAGUCUGAAGCUUCAGAGGAGAUUGUAGCAAAGGCCCUCUUGAGCUCUGUUGCUUCUCAACUAAACCACCAUUUGAAGGAGAUUGAACAGAGUGAACGACCUUUAAAGAUAAAUGCCGUUCAUUACCAUGAACCACCUCAACUAAUCCGCUGCUCUCAGCCUCCACUUGUGAAAACUCAAACGGUGACCAUCGCUGACAUGCCACAUUCUGAAAAUGAAAUUGCAACCAAUGAAGUUCCUGUUGUUCACACAGAAAUGAAGACCAUCACCUAUGAAGCAGCCCAGACAGGUGAUUGUAAUAGUGAUGGUGAGCCUGGGGUGUUGAUGAGUGCUCAAACUAUCACAUCAGAGACUGUAUCCACCACUACAACCACACAGAUCACAAAGACUAUUAAAGGGGGAGUUUCAGAAACAAGAAUUGAGAAACGCAUUGUAAUCACAGGAGAUGCCAACGUUGACCACGGUCAGACUUUGGCUCAAGCCAUCAAAGAAGCCAAGGAGCAGCAUCCAGAUAUGUCAGUGACCAAAGUCGUGGUGCACCAAGAGACAGAGAUAGCUGAGAAUGAAUAAAACCCAGAAGUAAAGAAAAUGCCGUGAGCAGAGCUUUCCAUAUCCUGGCUGUUCAUUUGAAAAAUUUUAUACUUUUUUUAAGGAUUUGGCCACUGCCAUUUGUGCUCACUUUGCAACUCUUCAAUAAUCACCAAGCCUUGUAUCUGGAACCAAGUAGACAAAGGAUGAAGAGAACCCUAAUCGAAGGUGUAAUCCUGGACCUUUGCUUUUUUAAAAUUACUUGGAAGCAUCCUAUUUGAUACAGUUUUAGAUUUUUACAUAUUUCAGUACUGGAAAACACAGGAAAAGAAACCGCUUUGUAUUCAUGGGGUGGGGAGAUAUUCCUCAGAGGCUGUUUUUACUUCAGAAGAUGACAGAAUAAAGUUUUAGUUCUGAGGCUGAGAAAUGAAAUAUAUUGUAAAGAGUGGAGAGAAAUAAAAUUGCCGCAGAUUAAUCAUGAACCAUUUUAUACUGUGAAUGAAAGGAAAUGUGAAUAGUUGUGAACUUGACACAUGAAUUUCUCAAACAUUUUUGAAAAAGUAAUUUUUAUUGUUACUUAUCAGGAACCUUCCAGAUUUUGCUUCUAAAAGCUGUAAUAUCCUUUUUUCAGUCCUUUUCUCAGCCAGCUGGUGUUUCUUAGUCUUUUCUGGAAGAGCUUAGAUUAAAAGUAGCUUAAAAUAAAAUUCAGUGCUUCAGGCUGAUGUUCAUGAAAUCUUUUAAUUUUUUUAAUUUUGAAGAAAACGACUUUGGUAAAAGGAUAUAACAGCUUUGCUAAUGUUUGGUAAUUGUACCAGAGCUUUAACACACAGGCAGAAAAGCAAUGACCUUUGUAGAAUUAUCAUCAUCAUCAUCAUCAAGUUCUAAAUUAGGUAAUAUGAAGUAACUUAUUUAGAAUUGCUAUCUUAUUUAUAUUUCAGAUUUCUACUACGCAAAAGAAAUUCUCAAUGUGCAUUGCAUGGUCCUGACAGGACAAAUAUAAUCCUUAAUAUGUUCUAGCACUGUUGGUCAUCUGUUCUGGUGGGUCAUAUUCCCCUCAAGUUGUAGUAAAGAAUAUCCAGCCUUGGCCUGUCGCUGGUAAAAUUCACCAAAACAACUAUUGCGCUUGUAGCUUUUGCAAUUUUGAGGCACAGAAGUAACUUUUAGUAGUUUUAUUAAUCCAAAGGGGAAGAAAAUCUUAAUUUAUCAUGCACAUAAACAUAUUUUGUUAAAUAUUGAGCUGUAACCCACAUGUGAAAUAUUGGGGAAGGGGGGAAGAGAAAUGUGCUUUUAAAUUUAUGAUCCCAGUCCUAUGAAAAAUGGCACAGUACUUUGAAUUCCUUUUUUUUUAGAUGUGAGCCCUACUGAUUUGAAGGAAUUUUGUACAGUUUAUAUUGUAUAGAAUUAGCAACUCAAAAACUUUUACUCCAUUAGAUUUUACUUUUAGUACACAUAAUCAUGGAAAAUAAUUUUAAAAAUGGAGUCUUUGUAGAUAUUAAUUAGUGGGAAUAAUCUCACUUGUGGGAAUUCAGUCACGCCAUGAUCAAUAUCGAUAGGAGAUUUCAGUCGUAGCAUUUGGUAGAUGGAAGUAUUGAAAUGAAAUGAUCCUUCUGUGGCUUUUUGAAUACAAAUUUUAAUGAAAUAAAACUUUUUGAUCAUAAA